Myotis brandtii (Brandt's bat) is the source of this 841-nucleotide messenger RNA. Its product is annotated as bis(5'-adenosyl)-triphosphatase. The record is from RefSeq and is a predicted model, not a curated record. NCBI's taxonomy places the organism in Eukaryota, Metazoa, Chordata, Mammalia, Chiroptera, Vespertilionidae. The coding region runs from base 83 to 532 and encodes 149 amino acids. Gene Ontology annotation, molecular function: bis(5'-adenosyl)-triphosphatase activity; ubiquitin protein ligase binding. The transcript has a single exon. Gene Ontology annotation, biological process: purine nucleotide metabolic process; negative regulation of proteasomal ubiquitin-dependent protein catabolic process; intrinsic apoptotic signaling pathway by p53 class mediator. Gene Ontology annotation, cellular component: cytoplasm; nucleus; plasma membrane.
AACUAGAAGGAAAGAAAGAAGCGCAUUGAGAUUGAGUAGGAGGUGCAGAGGCGCCAAGAACAGAGAUUCCAACCGAGAGAACAUGUCAUUUAGAUUCGGCCAACAUCUCAUCAAGCCCUCUGUGGUGUUUCUCAGGACAGAACUGUCCUUCGCCCUCGUGAACAGGAAACCUGUGGUCCCAGGGCAUGUCCUGGUGUGUCCCCUUCGGCCAGUGGAGCGCUUCCGAGACCUGCGUCCUGAUGAAGUGGCUGAUUUGUUUCAGGCCACCCAGAGGGUCGGCACGGUGGUGGAAAAGCAUUUCCAGGGGACUUCUCUUACUUUUGCUAUGCAGGAUGGCCCCGAAGCCGGACAGACUGUGAAGCACGUUCACAUCCAUGUUCUGCCCAGGAAGGCUGGAGACUUUCACAGGAAUGACAGCGUCUAUGAUGAGCUCCAGAAACAUGACAAAGAGGAAGCGGACUCCCCAGCCCUGUGGAGAUCGGAGGAGGAAAUGGCAACAGAAGCCGCGGCGCUGCGGGCCUACUUUCAGUGAUGCAGGCAUGAAAAGCAACUCGAACAAAUCCCAAGGCAUAAGGAAAUGGGCCUGUUCUCAGGACUCUGCAGCAUCGGAAAUGAAGCCAAGCAGACUUUAUUACAUCCUCCAAUUCGGCAACCUUUUGCUCAGCAUUUUAUUACCCUGCGGAAGCCACCCGGUUAUGUUUCAAUCACGAUGACUGACAAGCUAACUUCAACACCACGGCAUCGGCAGCCCUUCCGCCCUCCUAGGUCUGCGCCCUCAGAACAGAGCCCUUUCUAAAUUGUCCCUGGGCCUGGAUGGAAAUAAAACGGCAGUUAAGGUAUU